Messenger RNA from Penicillium cosmopolitanum, 555 nucleotides. RefSeq names its product DUF1349 domain-containing protein. The record is from RefSeq and is a predicted model, not a curated record. The transcript is spliced from 2 exons. The coding region runs from base 1 to 555 and encodes 184 amino acids. Lineage: Eukaryota; Fungi; Ascomycota; Eurotiomycetes; Eurotiales; Aspergillaceae.
AUGGCCCUCUCGACUUUCUCGGAAGCCAGUUACACCGAUAUUUGGAGACCAGCUGUGGAUGAAAACAACUUCACGGCACCCUACCUUUACACCCAAGUGAAAUCUUCAGAUUUCCAGAGUGUUUCUGUUACUGUGCAAGCCGACUGGAAGACACUUUUUGACCAAGGAGGAAUUGCCAUUACUUUCCCUCGCGAUGAUACUCCACUCCAGUGGAUCAAGGCGGGGAUCGAGUAUACCGACGGCGCACCUUACCUUGGCGUUGUUGCCACCCAGAGUCUCUCUGAUUGGAGCUUGAGCCCAAUGUUAAAUGCCUCUGACUCCAAGACUGCAACAAUCGAAAUUGUUCGUGAUAAAGCGGACGCGUGGGUUUAUGUGCAUGAGGGAACAUCGCGGAGGUCUCUUCGUCAAAUUACUUGGGCAUUCAACGAAGAUACCCCGGAGUAUAUGCAUGUGGGCUUAUAUGCUGCAAAGCCAACACGGGAGAGUGAAUCUGGACACGAGCUUGACAAGCUCGCGGUGACAUUCAAAUCAUUUGGUCUUAGAACAACGGGUUGA